Tachyglossus aculeatus (Australian echidna) is the source of this 1224-nucleotide messenger RNA. It is a transcript of the gene UBE2L6, whose product is annotated as ubiquitin conjugating enzyme E2 L6. The transcript has 4 exons. Lineage: Eukaryota; Metazoa; Chordata; Mammalia; Monotremata; Tachyglossidae. The coding region runs from base 67 to 528 and encodes 153 amino acids. The record is from RefSeq and is a predicted model, not a curated record.
CCCUCCCCUGUCCUCCUGCCCGUCUUCCGCGGCGUCGGCGGGCUGUGUGGGGGUCGGUGUCCGGAGAUGGCGGCCAGCAAGAGGGUGGCCCAGGAGCUGGAAGAUCUGCAGAAUGCCCCUCCUCGGUACCUGCGAGACCUCUUCAGUGAUGAUGCCAACGUGCUCCUGUGGCAUGGGCUGCUUCUGCCGGACACCCCGCCCUACAAUCUGAGGGCUUUCAAGGUCAAAAUCAACUUUCCUCCCGAGUACCCCUUCAAGCCUCCCAAGGUGGCCUUCGCCACCAAGAUCUACCACCCCAACGUGGGUGAGAACGGCCAGGUGUGCCUGUCCCUCAUCAGCAGUGAGAACUGGAAACCGUCCACCAAGACCAGCCAAGUCCUGGAGGCACUCGUCUCCCUGUUGAACAGGCCGGAGCUGGGGCAGCCUCUGCGAGCCGAGUUGGCCGACCAGCUCGCCAAGAACCCGGAGCUGUUCCAGAAGAAGGCCAAGGAGUUCACCCUCUCUUUUGGGGAGAAGCGCCCCGCUUAGCCAGGGCGCGGCCCACCCCCCUCCCCCCUCCCUGAACUGGGGGCGUCUAUUGGACAGGGCUUGGACUUCCCAGUUGUCCCCAGAGCAACCAGAAUCCCCUGUGGCCACCGGGAUAAAUCAGGAGGCCCGGACGUCGAAUGGCCAGAAAACCCUCUUGGACUCAGAGACCGGCAAAGCUGAGAGGGAAUGGAGGGACUAACUUGGGUGGGAUGCAGGGAAGGAUGGGUGGGUCUUAGAUGGGAAGCCCCGUUUACCCCAGUGCUUAGUACGGUGCUUGGCACCUCCUAAGCACUUCACAAUACCAUUAUCAGCAUCUAACCUAGAUGGAUUUGUUUCCCUUUUCUCAAACCCUGUUGACACGAAGGAUUAAUAAAAGUCGAUUGAUCUCAUUUCCAUUAGAUUGUGAACUCCAAGAGAGCAGGGCCCCUGAUUGUUCACUGGCAGGAACAGUGUCUAGCACAUUGAGAGCGCAAUAAAUUUGAGGCAGAAAUAAUGGCUGUGUGCUCUGCUUUAGCUUCAGAAGAGAAGCCAUGGGGACUUGCAGUUAUACAGGCAAUCCGUAGAGCUUGGAAAAGUUAAAGGAUCGGGGAUUGUUCAACCUGAACUUAACAUCUCCAACUCAAACUCUGGUCUUGCAGCUAUUACGCCAAAGGGAGGGACCAACUUUUUGCAUCUCCUCUGGAGAAUAAUAAUAAU